AUGGCAUCAAUUGUUUUCCAUCCCCAAGGCUGUUCCUCUGGAAACAGUCUUGUGACGCUGGUUUCAGCUGGGUCAGCGGGUACCGGUACAUGCUUUUUCAACGAUGGCGCAUUUCCAAACUCCAAUCCAGCCGGAGGAUACGAGAUCCAAGGCAUGCCGUCCACAGUGUCGGUUGUCUUAACUCAAGGUCCAACCGAUGGUACAACUUGUGGCGAGGAGAUAAUUGCUCUGGAACACCAGAAUGGAUGCUACGAUCUUCCAAAUCUUUCCAAUAGAGUUUGGUGGCAAUUUUGCAACACUGGAAAAGAUUGCCCUGGAUUAUCCCAGAGACGCUCUUACCCGCCACCAAGCAUGUCGAAGAAGGUGGUUCGGGAGAACAAGGACACCAAAAGCCAAGGUGUAGUCCAUACCGAUGACAAGGGCGACUAUCUCCUCAACUUCGCUGGUCAACGUGUCCCAAUUCUGUACCGCAAUGAAACGGAUCUGGAAAACCUAGAAUUGGAUGAUUCCCCUCUUCAGAAGCGACAAAGCCAGACAUUCACCCCGCCCGACAACUGCGUCCUGGACUCCGGCACAUGCCAAUCCCUGGCUGACUCUGGUCAGCUAAAGGCUCUUUGCGUCGACUGCCAGCUGGGCGUAGGAAACGGAGUCAAAGCGUCAGGAACAUCAAUGAUUGACUGUCGAAACUCUGGUGGGCCAUGCCCAGUCACAUUCACCGAUUCGGUGACCGUAACCGACACCAUUUCCGAAAGCAUCACUUUUGGAGCCAAUAUCGGUGAUACAGGCGCAGAAGGUGAAGGUGUCCAAGGAACUGCAAGCUUUGGCUUUGGAGUGAGCGUUUCUGUCGCUACUUCGCAUGGCACAACCCAGGGUCUGCUGAUUCCCCAAGGCAAGAUUGGCUUUGUUCAAUUCCAGCCUCAGGCUAGACUGGGCACUGUUGUUACGACAAGCUCAAAGGGAAAUGUUUGCGACAGCUCAGGGCUCAACAAGAUCUGUGGAGCUCAGCCUGGUAUUCUGGUCAGCAGCUCGAAUGAUGCUGACGGCCAGUACAGCAUUGUUCUCAGCAGCUAA
Molecule: messenger RNA, 1071 nt
Organism: Trichoderma gamsii
Lineage: Eukaryota; Fungi; Ascomycota; Sordariomycetes; Hypocreales; Hypocreaceae
Exons: 2
Coding region: 1-1071 (356 amino acids)
Source: RefSeq, a predicted model, not a curated record